GCUUGUACUUCCGGUGUCACGACCCUCUCCUCUCGCUCUACCAUGCGCGUGUUAGGAAAGUAAUCAUGUUGCUGCUUGUGAAAAACCCAGAAGAGGAAAAAUAACCCGCUUUUGUUACAUGUUCAGCGCUCAAGAGAGAAGAGGAGACUUCCACAGCAAGACGAGGAAUGUGUCAGGAUAGCUGACAAGAAUAAAACCUAAAACAAAAGUAAAAUAGGAAAAGAAACUAGCGAGGUAGUUUGGUAAAAACAGUCGCUAUGGCUCUGUACAUGAAAGCCGCUGAGAUCCUGGAGAAAGCCGAGAGGAAGCAGGGCGCCCUGAAGACCCUGGUUUACGACAGUAAAUUUGGGAACAUCAAGCAGCUUUUCGCUUUGGUCUGUGAGACGCAGAAGUUUUCCGCCAUCCUGCAGGAGAUCAUCGAGACCACCAAGCUGCUCAAACAGACCAAGCUGAAGAUGCACCUGGCCAAGGUGCUGGUCUACGACCUGCUGAUGGGGCAGGGGCUGAAGUGCGGCGGCGCCUGGAAGGCAGUCAUGAUGAAGCAUCGCUCCAGGAUGCAGGCGGUGCUUGCUCGCAUGAAGGUAAAGCAGAAGGUGAGCAGGAACGAGGACCUGCUCCAGGCCGGCGUCAGGCAGAACCCCGGGGACCAGCUACCCAGGUAUGUGCGUGUGAACACCUUGCAGACCACCGUGGAGGAUGCUGUAGACUACCUGAAGAGAGAUGGCUUCACCUACCUGGGACAGGCCUCCAGACUGGAUGACUUGACCCUGGAGGGGAGAGACUUUGUGAAGGACCUACACCUGCCCGAGGUGCUGGUCUUCUCUCCUAGAACAGACUUCCAUGACCAUUUCCUAUACAAAGCCGGCCACAUCAUUCUGCAGGACAAAGCCAGCUGCCUCCCCGCCCAUCUCCUCAACCCCUCACCUGGUUGCCAUGUCAUCGAUGCCUGUGCCGCCCCCGGCAACAAAACCAGCCACCUGGCAGCCAAAAUGAAGAACAAAGGCAAGCUGUUUGCCUUCGAUCUGGAUGCCAAGCGACUCAGCACCAUGUCGACCCUCCUGCUCAGAGCAGGGGUCACCUGUCAGCAGCUGGCCAACCAGGACUUCCUGAAGGUGGAUCCUGACAGCACGCAGUAUAAAGAUGUUGAGUAUAUCCUGCUGGAUCCCUCCUGCAGCGGAUCAGGUAUGGUGUGUCUGCGGGACAACACCUCUGCUGACCAGGAGAAGGAUCAGGCUCGUUUGGCCUCCUUAGCCUCCUUCCAGCUGCGUUGCCUGAACCACGGCCUCAGGUUCCCUCGCCUGAAACGCCUGAUCUACUCCACCUGCUCCAUCCACAGCAAGGAGAACGAGGAGGUCAUAACCGCCUGUCUGCAGCAGAACCCCGGCUUCAGACUGGUUCCUCUGCUGCCUCAGUGGCCUGAACGAGGCCUGGAGCCGCUGACUCAGUGUCUGCGUGCCAGCACCUCCAAGACCCGCACACACGGCUUCUUUGUGGCUCUGCUGGAGAAAUAUGCUGAAGCUGGGAAACUGCAGCAGGAACCAGCCGUCCAGAUAAGUGACUCACAGGUGACGCCACGCAGUCCACCUGCCUGUGAGAAGAGACCUGCAGCGUCUUCAGAAGAGUCUGAAGCUUCAGAGACAGAGGACAAACCGACGCCUGCUGCAGGGCAGACUGACAGUACACCAGGGAAGAAGAAGAGGAGGAAGAGGAAAAAGAAGAAGAAGAAGGCGGCAGCAACAGCGGAGUGAUAAGAAAUGUAAAAUGAGACUGCUACAGCAUGUUGUCUGGAGGGAACGCUCUACAAUGGCUGGCUUUUCACAGCAGACAUUUUGACUCAUGGUAGUAGGAAGCCUAAGUGUUAUUAAUAACACUAACGAGGGCUCAGUUCUAUGUCUAUGUGUGAAAUAAUCCUGUGGAGAUAUAUGUGGAGGAUGUAACUGAGAAGUAAAGAUUGUUUUAAUGUACAA
Messenger RNA from Thunnus maccoyii (southern bluefin tuna), 1967 nucleotides. RefSeq names its product NOP2/Sun RNA methyltransferase 5 (gene nsun5). Gene Ontology annotation, cellular component: nucleolus. The record is from RefSeq and is a predicted model, not a curated record. Lineage: Eukaryota; Metazoa; Chordata; Actinopteri; Scombriformes; Scombridae. Gene Ontology annotation, biological process: rRNA base methylation. The coding region runs from base 258 to 1748 and encodes 496 amino acids. Gene Ontology annotation, molecular function: methyltransferase activity. The transcript is spliced from 4 exons.